CUCCAGUCUCGUAUCCUCUCGCAAGUCUUAUUCACAGCCUCUCAUGUUGAGGAUAGAGAGAGAAAGGGGAGAAACAAGAAGAAGGGCACACGAAGAAGAGGAAGGGAGCAGCAAAACGACCAUGGCAAUACCCGAAACGUCUCAGCUUGAGAUAGUGUCCGAUCACAGCGCACCUCUACCGCCGUCGACUACUGCACGGAGCAUGCAGCCGCACAAAAGACAGAGCCCAGAUGAAUGAGGAGCUGUACCUGGGCCGUGGACAAAAUGAGGGUCAUCUUCAUCCAAAACGCCGGUUUCGUCGCAGCUUUCUCGCCUUUUAGAUGUGAGUCGGUGAUGUUGGCAGCGUUUAGGACGACAGAUAAGGUGAACGAGCCAGAAUUAACCACAGCUAGAUCAUGCAAGUCGACUGAGGAGUGAGGAGAUCAGACCGAUUGAUUUAGUGUCUUUCUUUUAUUGGGAUAUAGUUUGCACAUACAUUAUAGCCAAUUUAUCAUAUUUAAAGCCAGCGUGUGUUCAGUUUCCGGCAUGCAGCCUGCUGUCGAAAUCUGAAUACAUAUUUUAUUACAUAUUGGCACUAGAAUAACAUUUAUCCAGUGAUACAGGACUAUGUAUCAGGUAAUUAUGGACCGAUAAUGUCCUUAUAGACUCUUUGUGCUUAAUCGAUUAGUAGAUUAAUGAUAUAGCGAUAAUAACAUGAAUAGGUAGGAGGAGUGUCUCUGUUCGCUUUGAUCAAAGCCAUUGAUCAACUAAGACAAUCUGGAAAUGUUACUUUCCAUGUGUAAUUAUAGGCUAUGACUAAUAGGCUACGCGUUAUUCCUUGUAAUUUAUUUAUUUAUUAAUACUAUUAUUAGACCUAUAAGUAUUAUAUUAUCAAUUUAUUUUAGCUAGGUAGUUUGAAAUAUUUAACAGUGGGAAGGUUAUUUAAAAACUUCCCUAGUGAGAUGGAAACCGCUUAUUUAUCGCCCCACCGAGGGGCACCCCGUCCCGAGGCCCAGAGAGGCCAAACCUCAGCGGGCAAACCGGCGGGGGGUGAACUCUCCCCUCCACCUCCAACACUGUGUGCCAGCAACUCACCCGAAGAGUCCCCGGCAAGCAGUGAUGGACGGAGAAACUCGGGCGUGAAGAAACACCACCACAAGCACAACCUGAAACACCGCUACGAGCUGCUGGAGACGCUGGGAAGAGGCACCUAUGGCAAAGUCAAGAAGGCCAUCGAGCGACACUCCGGAAGAGAGGUGGCUAUCAAGUCGAUUCGGAAGGAGAAGAUCAAGGACGAUCAGGACAUGGUUCACAUCCGACGAGAGAUUGAGAUCAUGUCUUCCCUCCGGCACCCACACAUCAUCUCUAUAUAUGAAGUGUUUGAGAACAAGGACAAGAUCGUGAUUGUGAUGGAGUACGCCAGCAAGGGCGAGCUGUAUGACUACAUCAGCGAGCGCCGACGCCUGAGCGAGCGGGAGACGCGACACUUCUUCAGACAGAUAGUCUCCGCCGUACACCACUGCCACAAGAAUGGAGUGGUGCACAGGGAUCUGAAACUGGAAAAUGUGCUACUGGAUGAAAACUGUAAUAUUAAGAUUGCUGAUUUUGGACUGUCCAACCUCUACCACAAGGACAAGCUGCUGCAGACCUUCUGUGGCAGCCCGCUCUAUGCUUCACCAGAGAUUGUCAAUGGGAGACCUUACCGUGGCCCAGAGGUGGACAGCUGGGCUCUGGGGGUGCUGCUGUAUACCCUGGUCUAUGGGACCAUGCCAUUUGAUGGGGGAGACCACAAGAACCUCAUUCGCCAGAUUAGCAACGGCGACUACAAAGAACCUACUCAGUCCUCAGAUGCACGUGGACUGAUCCGCUGGAUGCUCAUGGUGAACCCUGAGCGCCGGGCCACAGUGGAGGACAUAGCCAACCACUGGUGGGUAAACUGGGGCUGGAAGAACAGCGUGUGCGACUGCGAGACCCAACGAGACCACGGAGGCUCGCCCAUGCUUGCCCGCUUCAUCGACUGGCAGAACCGCACUGAGCCACGUGGUUCUGGAGCCAAGGCUGCAGCCGCGCCCCAGCUGCUGCGUCAGAGGCCCAAAAAGUCCAAGAAGGAAAACGGCGAGGCAGGACAGGCCCACUGUGGAGCGGAAGACAAGCCCGGGCUGAAGAGACCCAAGGGGAUCCUGAAGACCAGGGUUACUGAAGAGCAGCGAGCUGCCAGUCUGGAAGAAACAGAGUUGGGCCAGGGAGUGCUGCUUCAACAAGCUGAAGGGGGAGAGGAUGCCUCAAGCCCAGAUCAAGAGGAAGACGAGCCCAGUUUGGGUGGAGGCUCGCCAGCUAAGAUGGUGCCCUCUCUUCCCAGGAAGGGCAUCUUGAAGAACAACCAACAGCGGGAAUCAGGGUACUACUCCUCCCCAGAGCGCAGUGAGUCCUCCGAGCUUUUAGGGGGCACCAGUAUGUCUCUGCUAGCCACCUCCCCGCCCAAGAGAGCGAUGGGGAGAAAAGGCAUCUUGAAGCGAAACGGAAAGUACUCCACCUACAGCGGGCCUCCAUCAGCGGCAGCGGUGGCUGGAGUCCUCGGCGAGCCUCCUCCAUCAACCGACUCUGGUCUGUCCCGCAGUCAGAGUCGGCCCUCCAGCAUAGUCGGGGAGGACAGCUCAGCUCUGUCCCUGUCGCCCAGCUCCCUCAGUGGGGCCGAGUGGCAUUCCUCCACCCCCCACCUCCGCCCAAACAUCAGGGCCUGCGUCUCGGCUGAAAACCUGCUGCAGCUUGCCAACUUCAAGGGCUUCCAGACUGCCCCGCCGCACCAGGGACCCAAGUUCAGCCGUGGCUCCAAAACGAGAGGCUCCCCGGGGGACAAUGGCAGCUUCUCCUUGCUGGGGGACCUGGAGGACAUGACUCAGGUGUACCAGCAAGCCCUGGACAUCAGCAGCAACCUCACCUAACAGAUGGGUGGCAGAGAAAGAGGAAGCAGAGGGAAUCCAACGUGUGUGUGUGUGUGUGUGUGUGUGUGUGUGUGUGUGUGUGUGUGUGUGUGUGUGUGUGUGUGUGUGUGUGUGUGUGUGUGUGUGUGUGUGUGUGUGUGUGUGUGUGUGUGUGUGUGUGUGUGUGUGUGUGUGUGUGUGUGUGUGUGUGUGUGUGUGUGUGUGUGUGCAGAUGUUUACGGGUGGCAUUAACGACCGGUGUGUUGCUGGGAUACACCUUUUGGGAAGUAGUGGUUUUCCAAAUGGGGCUGAAAUCUUGAUGGAAAUGAUAUGUCUUUGCACACACACACACACAUACAGACAGAUACACACUUAGGUGUACUUCUCUGGCCAGAGGAAAUCCAGUUAGGGUUUUUUGAACCAGAGAGAGGAGCUGGCACGAGAGAAUGCCACCCAGUCUGCUUUCUUGGCCCGCCCAUAGACUUUGCUGUGUUCAACAUGUUUACAUAUUCAGCAAGAAGGCAAGUUAGAAUCACAAACGCAGCAACCAGGUUGGCUCUCCUUGUACCACGCAUUCUCGAGUUUAAGUUUACACAAGCACCUUAAAACUCACGGAGAGCACAUGCUUUUGUGAUCUUUACUUCCUUUAAAAAAAAGAAAAGAAACAAACCAGGGUCUUGUUCCAAAAAUAACUGACAUUGCUGAUUAUUUAUUAAUAUUUUUGUAGCUUUUUUAGUGCAAAACUGGUGGGUGCUGGCUGUUACUGGAAGAGUCUAAAUCUCCAACUCUUUGUGUGGAACUGACAUAUAUAAUUAUGUUACUCGGUGAUGAGAAACAUAUAUAUACUCAGCAUAUAUAACUGUGUCUGCGCUUGUAAAACACGCAGGCAAAUAUACCUUCAUAAAAGCGUAUGUCCUAUAUAUGUGUAUGAUACUAGGGAAUAUGUAGGAAGUGCCUUUUUUGAUUCAUAAUAAAAGAUUAUGUAUGUCAUUUCCUUAAAGUGGAGGGAAAAGCCAGGCCAACCUGUCACCAGUUGUGCUUUUUUAAAUGUUUUUUGUGAAUGUGGAGAAACCCAGGGCCUUUAGCUCACAGCUGAAUAGCUUUACUCUGUCGCGGUUCAAAGGUGAAUCUCAAGACAGUUGAGAUCAAACAGUCUCGUCUCCAUCCCCCCUGCUCCUAGAUUCACACACAGAUAUGCCAGGAUCUACAGGCCCCCUCAGAAAGACCUCCUCUGUGUUCUUUGUCAAUGUUUGAGCCCAUAGUUUGGGUUGUCAGCAGUUUAGGUGGUUUGGUUGCAUAUUUGCUGGCAGCACUACAGAUCUGGAGGGACUCACCUUGUGGGGCAUUUAGUGGAGGGAGAUGGCGCAGACACCAUCUCACAGUCCUGGAAUGUGCCUGGCGCUCUUAACCUUGGUUGUUUCACAUUUCCAGGGCUACCUAAUAAAACUGCCUGUUAAGUGAGAUAUUCAGUUUUCUUGUUGUUGUUUUUUUAGCCAAAGACGUAUAAGGUGGUUUUCAUUGUCAGACAAGUUAAUAUUUUACCCCUAAGCCCUUCAAAAGAGCUAAGUAGGCUGGUUUGUUUAGCCUGCUGAUGACACAGCGAAUUCCUCAGACAAAGGCUGGAGACGUGUUGGUGCUAGAGAUCUCUAUCAGCCCCGGCCCGACUCAGCACAGGUGGGAUCUGCGGUCCGUGCUCAGCCCUCCAGCUGUGUAUACUAGUCCAUUAUGUCAACCAAGCACAAUUAGCCAGCUAUUGUUUUCAUUUGAGAGUAAGAGAGAGGCAGCGCAUAGAGAUUUAUAGAUAGAGGGAGAAGAAAAGAGUUGUGAAAGAGUGAUGCUUGGAAAGGUGCUAAGAUUAGAAAGGACUUUCCUGCUAAACACAGGAAAGGUCAAGGAGUUAGAAACAGCGUCGAAGGAAUUGCAAAGUAGAAUAGUGAAAGUAAAGAAAGUGAGUAGAAAGAGUAGAUGGAACGUUGUUUUUUUUAAUACCAAAGAUGUGAUGAAGCUUUGGGAUGUUUUGGUGUCAGAGGUUAACGGGAUUCCUCUGGAAUGUUCUUUGACUUUGGAAUCCCCAUUGGUGAAUGAAAUCAUCCCCGUAUUAGCUUUAGCUCACGGUUGUUUUCUUUUUCUUUUCAGCUUUUAUUUGAGAUGCCGGAGGCUGUUGGUACAGCUUGUCUUGAGGGUCAGUCAGUGUGUGACUGCAUAGCCCUAGAAAGUGCGUAACACUUUUCCAAAGCAGCAAAACGUGGGAAAACGACGACUGAUAUCCAAAAUAUGAAAUGAUGUAGAUGGAAAACCAUGCAGUAGACGACCCUGAGAGAAAGAUCACACAUUGAAUGUUUUCAGUGGUCCUCUGGUGUAAAGCAAAGGUCCUGGGUAUGGAUUCAAAUGAAAGACCCAUUGCGUAUUAUAUUGCAUUUUAUUGCCUUUUGUAUUGCCUUUUAUUGUCAACUGGAUUUACAGUGAGAAAAUUAUACUAUGUUAGUAUUUUUGUUUUAUUAUGCUUCUGUUUUUGAUUUUCCAAAAUAUAAGAAACUUUAUAUUGCUUUAUGUUAUGGCAGAAAAUACUUCCUUCCUUGAAGUAUUGUAAUUUCUCUCCAGAAAUGGACAAAUCUAAUCUGAAUUUGGUUUGGCCUCAGUUUUCUCCUGUUUUGAAGCCCUUUAACAACCUCCAAAUAGCACAAACCAACUACAUGAAUUGGAAUAAAGCAAAGUAUAUUUACUAAUGUAUCAAGAAAAUUGCAUUUCCACCUCUACCAAAGCAGAGGAGGUCCAUAAUGCUGAAACAACACCAGGAGGAAAAGGAAAUAAAGCAAUGGAAAGAAUCUGACGACAAUACUUAAACUCUGCCAAACUGGAAAACGUGGUGCAUAUCUGUUAGUUAGCAGAAAGUCUAAUCAUAGGAAAACUUGACUGGAUAUUGUUAUGACAAUAAUGAUAAGUUAGUAUUGAUAUGUUAUUUAAGUAUUAUUUUCGUUACGGCUCAUUACUAUUGAUGGCUAUUGCCACAGUUUGUUUUUUUUUGUCUGUUGGUGAUCCUGGACUGCCAAGGUGGAUUAAGUUGCGUGCCUUCGGUAUCUUUUAUGAACUUUUUUUUUUUUUGAUAAUGAAAAUGAUUAUCAAUCUGUUUUUAUACUUGUAUUUAUUGGUGAUCAAGCCAUUUAAUUUGUUGUUAAAAUACUCCCUGUUUAUGCUUUGGCCUGCUUUAGACUGUUUGUGUCCAGGAUGUACUUACUACACAACAAGUUUGAACUAAAAUGGUAUCAUCUCAUUGUGAAGGCAGCAGUCAAGCGUGUGUUUUUAAGAUCAACAAAUCAAUAACAGUUCUUCAAAUCCUGUAAAAUGUCUUAAUUCAUCCAUCUGGGUGUAUUUCUACUCAACACGAUGCCUCUGUUGUACUGUAUCAACUCAAAUAAAUGGAUCUUGAAAGUAA
Eleginops maclovinus (Patagonian blennie) is the source of this 6333-nucleotide messenger RNA. It is a transcript of the gene nuak1b, whose product is annotated as NUAK family, SNF1-like kinase, 1b. The record is from RefSeq and is a predicted model, not a curated record. Lineage: Eukaryota; Metazoa; Chordata; Actinopteri; Perciformes; Eleginopidae. Gene Ontology annotation, biological process: intracellular signal transduction; protein phosphorylation. The transcript is spliced from 7 exons. Gene Ontology annotation, molecular function: ATP binding; protein serine/threonine kinase activity. Gene Ontology annotation, cellular component: cytoplasm. Bases 942 to 2921 code for a protein of 659 amino acids.